UUUCGGAACAGGAAGUGACAGAACACACGUGCGCAAAGAAGCAUCGUUUGUGUGAAAUUACCCUUCUGUUUGUAGACAUAGACGUCGCUUUUCGUUCGGGAUAGUUAAAGUGUAAACUAGUUUUCAAACAUCCUCCUGUCGACCUUUAUCCGCGCUGAUCGCAGUCAAUGGCGGAGUGUGCAAAUGACAGCGAUGCGGAGAUCAGAAUCGGUUACGGAGACUAUGUAGUGCUGAAGAGAGGAGAUGUGUUCAAAUCCGUGCAGAUUGAAAAUAAAAAGAAAGUGAUCUUCGAGAAGCAGUGGUUCUUCUUGGAUAACGCGGUCGGGCAGCUGUACGGGGCCAUGUUUGAAAUCGAAGCCGGCGGUUCGCUCAAACUUAAGGCAGCAAAACACUCAGGAGACUCUUUGGAUUCUAAAGAAGCAGGCCAGGAUAAUAGACACAUAGUGGAUGAUGGCAGAUCUCAGAAACUGACCAGAGAUGAUAUUGAAACACUGAAAGAGCAGGGGUUAAAAGGCCAGGAGAUUGUCCAGCAGCUCAUAGACAACAGUACAACGUUCAAGGACAAAACUGAAUUUGCUCAAGAGAAGUACAUCAAGAAGAAAAAGAAAAAGUACGAGAGUGACAUAACGAUCCUGAAACCCUCCACUCGACUCCUUGCCAUGAUGUACCACGGAAGAGAACCAGGGAAAAUAUGUCAUCUGCGGUACGACACAUUAGCUCAGAUUUUGACUCUGGGUAACAUCCACGCUUGCAGUAAAAUCAUUGUUUUUGAGACCUGUGCUGGACUUGUGUUGGGCUCGGUGAUGGAGAGAAUGGGAGGUUAUGGCUCAGUGAUUCAGAUGUAUCCCGGUGGAGGACCAACGAGAGCCGGCAUGGAGAGCUCCGGCUUUCCGUCACACUUCCAUAAGACGCUACAUGAUUUCCCUUUAUGCAAAGUUAAUGCUCUGUUGGCGGGAACCCUGGACCUGUCGGAGAAGGACGCAGACACUGAGGCCAAUUGCAGCGGGAACAGAUCCGAGUCUUCUCAGGAAACCUCAUGUGUGUCUAAGGAGAAGAACUCAGAACCUCAGAGCAUGGAGGUCAGCGUUGACCCUCAAGAAGAAAUAAAGAGAGCGGAGAGAGAAAGACUGCGAGAACAGAGGGCUCAAGAGAAAAAGGUUAAGAUGGAAGAAAAGAGGAAGAAAUUAGCUUCAGCUGCUGCUCUGUUAGAGGGCAGAAAUGCAGAUGGGUUGGUGAUUGCUAGUCGCUUUCACCCCUGUCCUGUGUUAAUGGGUCUGCUGAAGUUCAUAGCACCGUCACGACCGUUCGUAGUGUACUGCCAGUACAGAGAGCCUCUGAUUGAGUGCUACACAAAACUCAGGGAACAAGGAGGAGUAAUCAAUCUCAGAUUAACAGAUUCCUGGCUCAGGCAUUACCAGGUGUUGCCCAACCGGACUCAUCCAGUGCUGCUCAUGAGUGGAGGUGGAGGGUAUCUCCUGUCCGGAACCACAGUUGCCGCAGACGCUGCCAAAGCUAAGAAUCAGCACAAAUCAGAGGAGCCCCUUGCCAAGAGGCUGAAACUGGAUGAGAUUAGUUCAUCACGUGAUAGCUCUGCCUAGCAAGAAGUGGAGGAAGGAAAGCAUGCGUUGCUUUUUCGCCAUCCUCUGCACUUGGCAAAUAACCAAGUUUCGCUCACAAAAUUGCAUCAUUGCCCAAGUAAACAUUUAUGCUUUUAAUGGUUUUCGAAAGGCUUUACAGCAUCAAAACACAAAUGAUAACCACAUUGGUAAGCUUUGGUCCCAUAAUUACACAUUUUUAUUAAACGUAAACAAUGCAGAGAAUCCAUGGAAAGCCAUAAAGAACAACAGCAAUUUUCAAACAUACUGUAUUUUUCACAGUUGUAAAGUAGCAUGCUCUUAAACGCAUUCAGAUUUGCAGUCGAUAGUACAUGGGCAUUUUUGUUUUUUUUUUUUUUUUUUUGUUUUACCUUAGGAUGUAAUAAAGAGAGAAAUGUUUCGCAUUGUA
Messenger RNA from Puntigrus tetrazona (Sumatra barb), 2004 nucleotides. It is a transcript of the gene trmt6, whose product is annotated as tRNA methyltransferase 6 non-catalytic subunit. The record is from RefSeq and is a predicted model, not a curated record. NCBI's taxonomy places the organism in Eukaryota, Metazoa, Chordata, Actinopteri, Cypriniformes, Cyprinidae. Gene Ontology annotation, cellular component: tRNA (m1A) methyltransferase complex; nucleus. The transcript has 12 exons. Bases 168 to 1598 code for a protein of 476 amino acids. Gene Ontology annotation, biological process: tRNA methylation.